Sphaeramia orbicularis (orbiculate cardinalfish) is the source of this 4187-nucleotide messenger RNA. RefSeq names its product v-crk avian sarcoma virus CT10 oncogene homolog (gene crk). The transcript is spliced from 3 exons. The record is from RefSeq and is a predicted model, not a curated record. Gene Ontology annotation, molecular function: receptor tyrosine kinase binding; signaling adaptor activity. Gene Ontology annotation, cellular component: cytoplasm. Gene Ontology annotation, biological process: cell migration; enzyme-linked receptor protein signaling pathway. The coding region runs from base 340 to 1287 and encodes 315 amino acids. Lineage: Eukaryota; Metazoa; Chordata; Actinopteri; Kurtiformes; Apogonidae.
GUGAGAGGGGUCUUUUUUUUGUUUUCCCGUAUCCGCCAUUUCAGUUUUUGAAGUUAGUUGUCAUCGGUCGUAGGAUUGUAGCUGGAAUUCUGACUGCGAAACGCGUUGUAUGGUUAUUAGAGCUAAAUUCUGAUUGUUAUCUAAUCCGUAAUUCUUUUCGUUUUGUGGCUGAGCUUCUAUAUCGGUGAAUUGAUGCCCAACGGCCAGCUGCGGAUGUCGCCUGUUUACUAAACGUGCUCUAGGCGCUAAAGUUUUUGUAUGAGUUGAAGGCUUAGCUUGUGGAUAACGGGAGGGAGAGAAGGGAAGGCCCUGUGAAGCCUCGGCUUUGGAGUGGUUAUCAUGGCAGGAAAUUUUGACGCGGAGGACCGUGGCAGCUGGUACUGGGGUCGGCUGAGCAGGCAGGAGGCUGUGUCGCUUUUGCAGGGGCAGAGGCACGGCGUGUUUCUGGUCCGGGACUCCAUCACUAGCCCCGGCGACUACGUGCUCUCGGUAUCUGAGAACUCCAAAGUCUCCCAUUACAUAAUUAACAGCAUCAGCAACAACCGACAAUCUGGUCCAGGUUUGGCCCAUCCAAGGUUUCGUAUUGGAGACCAGGAGUUUGACGCCCUCCCUGCUUUACUAGAGUUCUAUAAAAUCCACUAUCUGGACACCACCACUUUGAUAGAACCCAUCAACAAGUCCAAACACACCUCAUUUAUAAGUGUGGGUCCAGGAGGAGGACCUCCACCUCGCCUGGAAGAUGAGUAUGUCAGAGCACUUUUUGAUUUCCCUGGCAACGAUGAGGAGGACUUGCCAUUUAGGAAGGGCGAUAUCCUCCGAGUUCUUGAGAAGCCAGAGGAGCAGUGGUGGAACGCCCAGAACUCUGAAGGCCGGGCAGGGAUGAUCCCAGUGCCGUACGUGGAGAAGUACCGGCCAGCAUCUCCAAGUUCUAUGGCGGGGCCUGGUGCAGCUGGGGGACCACAAGGAGGGAUGGCGAUGCUAGGGAACUCUGAUGGCUCUGCAGCCCAAUCUGGAGCUCCACUGCUGGGAGACCCUAGCCAGUAUGCCCAGCCCACCCCCCUACCAAACCUGCAGAAUGGACCUGUCUAUGCCAGGGCCAUACAGAAGAGGGUUCCCAACGCUUAUGACAAGACUGCCCUGGCAUUAGAGGUGGGCGACAUGGUGAAGGUGACCAAAAUAAACGUGAAUGGCCAGUGGGAGGGGGAAUGUAAAGGUAAACGUGGCCACUUUCCCUUCACGCACGUCAAACUGCUGGACCAGCACAACGCCGAGGACGAGCUCAGCUGAGAUCGGACAGCCGGGCGCAACCUGGACACUAGUAUUAGACCUCUCCUUACCCCUCCUUUUCUUCCACUUCCACACUACCCCUCCCCCCAGUAUCAUGUCAACCUUCACAAGAACCACUGAGAACAAAACAGGCCCUCGUUGGACCCUUGUAACACACUCACUCUCCCAUUUCCACCCCUAUGAAUAAUCAUGACUGCCCUCCACCACCUGAUCUCACUUCCCAAACAUGGUUCUUGUACUCCAGAGGAACAGGGAAAGUGGACAUGAGCAGAAUUGAAUCCUGUUCCUGGAUCUUCCCUCGUCAUGUCCUCACUAUGGACACAUUAUCAGCCCUCGCUCCUCAGGAGAGUCUUCACUGCAGAGUUCAACCACUUCCUCUUCCUGUGUUGGAGCCAGUAGAUAACUGUCCAUCCCUGUCCUCAUUUCUCACCGCGAUUACAGCACUGUAGGAUCACUCAUGCUGCAUUCAUGUCAGAUAGGAAUAGCAUAUUAUUAAGUAAAAAUACAUAAAUAUCAUGUAUUUUGUCUGAUUUGAAACAGUUAAAAUACCAUCAUCUUUUUUUAUUUUUUUAUUUAAAUUUGAUCCACAUGUUUCAGGCACACAGUGCAUGCAUGCAUUGAGUGAAUCAUUUUUGCAGUGUCAGCCACAAAGAUGGUUAUCAGCCAACAAAUGCAGCAACAUUUUAAUUAUUCUACAUUUGUCCUUCAUUUAACUUGAGUGGUAUCUCUUUAAUGGAAGUGUUUUCAUUCAGAAAAUGACAAACAAGGCCAAUGACUAUGAUUUAAUACCAAAAGCUCGUUGUAGAUGGCUUUAUAGGAGUCUCCAGCUCCUAACCUUCAGAAAGCUCAGCAGAACAAUAUUCCCUAGUGACAUUUAUCACUUGACAAGCUGGUGUUAAAUGUGUUUUUCUAAUUUAAAACCAUGCAUGCAGCUCGUUCUGAUUGGACAUGAGUGCAGCAUUAUUUCUGGGGAAACCCAUACACUAAAUAAAAACUAUAAGAGAGUGAAGCAGCCAGGCUGAGAUGGAAUCUAAAUACAACCAAGUCACCUGGAGGUGUACAGUUCUUCACAAGGAGCAGACCAAGAACUUGUCCAGUGCCCCCACCUCAUUCCCAGCCUCCCUCACCAAAUAUUAAAUAAAGAAAACAAAAACUGAACAGAGACCAGCAGCAAGGAGCAAUGUCAUGUAGUCAUACCCGUAGACUAGAUCCCAGCAGUUAACUUGAGAAACUCUCUUUUGUAGAGAAGAUAAAGGCAACACUACAUCCAACCUCUCCACACCUAUAUCAGCUCACUUCAUCCACCCUUUACCCAUGAUCACCAAAUAGUCUUUUGUAAGGAAAAAAGAAAAUAUUGUUAUGAAAUGAUGUAUUAUGUGAUGAUCAUUACAUGCUAAAAUGUUUUUGUUAUCUUUGUAGUUCAAAGCAGACUUUGUUUUUUUUCUUCCGGGGAGGAUGGGGCAGACUCGUACACUUUUUACUGCUACGUGUUAGGAAGGAAACAUUGGAUAAACUGACUUGGUGGGCUACAUCUGUUUGCCCAGAGCCUUCAGAGACCAUGUGAUGUCAUUCUGCAUCUAAUGGACAUGAAUGAAGAUGAACAGAGUGAAUGUAGGCUGUCCACCAUGUUAGAUAGUACUGUCUUCGCUUAUUAGUGCUUUCCAUUCAGCUCACUGAAUAUACCUUAACAGACUGCUCCAUGAUCAGGUCUUGUCACAGAAAUGAGAGUGUGUGAUUAUGUGGUACCUGUCCUUUUGUUUUUAACCUUUUACUAAUCUUGAUGCCAUCUUUCUUAUAAUCCUUGGGCUUAUCAACCUGUUCUUUGUGCUUUUUUAAUUAAUCCUGUCACUCUUUUAUUUAAAGCCUUGUCCGUUUCUGAAGCCGAUACAUACUUUUCUUUUACUGUUUUCUACUUUUUAUGCCAUUUCUCUGUUGCCAAAAGAUCAGGCAAAUAGACUAGCAAACAUUGGUGUAGUGCAAAUUUUUUUUUCCCCGUAAGAGGUUAUUUCUGUUGAGAUUAUGUCACUGUAUUGUGUUGAUACCUGACAAUCAUCACCCUCAUUUAUCAUAAAGCAGACUGUUUUUUUGUGUAAUUUAGACAUUUUGGCAAAUUGAACCCGGCCACACUGAAUUUGAUCCGUGUCCUCCUAAGUGAAGGGUUCCUAACAGUUUUCAUGGUACAGCAUUUCUGUCCAGCACAGUGUCACCCUUAGGUGGCACUACAACCACAUUCAGAAAGAUGGGGUCCUAAUGGAACACAUUCUGCCUGUGCUUAUGAGAUGAAUGGAGAUAAAAUUAGAUUUUAACAGAAUGCACUUACCGCUAUUACACUGAGGUUUCAUUGAUAUAUACUCUCCUUUUUAGUUUCAACUUGACCCAUAAUGCUCCCACACAGUUUCCAUGACCUAAUGAGCUCUGUCCUGCUUUACAUGUCAUUUUCAAGUUCUCUGGCUGUAUUCCAAUCCCAUGUUUAAAGAUUUACUAUUAGAAUUAUUUGGCUGACUUCUUGGAAAAAUCUGGUCUUAGGAAAAAAAAAUGUAUUUGUGUUUAUGGCCAGCUUUCAAUACAAUCUGUUUUUAUCUGUGUAGAUAUCAAAUCCAGCUUCUUUGUCACUCAACACUGCACAUGGCAAGUGCUUAGAUUUAUGAUUUACUUUUGAAAUUGUGUUGCCAAUGAAUCCACCAAGAAGUAUUUUUUUAGUAGCCCUGCAUGACGCCAUUUACUUCCUUUCAUAAAAAGGAAGGCAUGGCAAAAUGCUAGUGGAAAUUGUGUUAAUAUCAAAAUGUGCCAUUUUAUUAUAACACUAUAUUCUUUCAAGACAAUUGAAAUUACUUUUUUAUUUUCUGUAGCAUGUAAGGUGUUAAUAUACUAGUAAAUAAAGUCAAACCCAUGAAAAACAA